AUGCCCAAGAAAGGAAUCAGCGUAUACAGCUACAUCGGCGUGCCAGGCUACGAAAUUGGCUUCUCCGUCCCUCAGGAGCAAUGCCUCCAUGACUCGACACACAACUUUACGUGCCGCGAUCUGGAAGUUGAUUCGGCGCAUAUUUCAGGCCUAGAGAACUUCACUGGCCGAUUGCAGUGGACGGUCUUCCGAUACGGCGAAGUAGUUGCCACGCAGUACAACGAUGUGAACAGUGUGACGGGCAAGAUUGAGGCGGGGACGAUGGUCUCAACGCAAGAUUUUCACCCGAUAUUUACCGAGGAUGCGAUUAUCACGUACGGCUUCUAUACGGCUGGACAUGGUGAGGUGGGCCUCACGAAUAGACACCAAUGUUACGUGACGAUUUGUUCGACAGAGAACCGUUUCUGGAUGGGCAGUGUUGCGUCUCCGGGAUCAAUUGCGGCUCAGAAACCGUUCUGGCGGUUCGUUCUAGCUGCACCACACGAUAAUGGAAUGAACAGUAUGGGCUCGUGCGAUGCUAUUUUUCAGCAUUUUGAUACAGAUAUGCUAAGUGCGGUCCGCAAGCUGGUGCCGUUGCUGGAGCACGUUCAGCAUAUCCCCGACCAUUUUUUGAUGGAAAAACUGCCGCAUAUCGUGUACGGUCUGGCCGUUACACAGAAGAAAACCGUGUCGACCAUGCUUGCCAUGGGAGCUAGAUACUUUGAGUUCCGCCCAGCGAAACUACUACCCAUGUUUGCGUCGUCGACGGCGCUGCGGGAUACCUUCUACUUCCAGCAUGCUUGUAUCCCCGGACUGGCUUUUGAUGAGUUUCUACGUGAACAGGUGACGUUUCUGGACGAGAAUCCGACAGAGAUCGUCACAGUGCAUAUUCGCUGGGACAAUAUCGUUGCGGAGUGUAAGCGGCCUACAUCAGAGGAAAUUGCAAAUAUGCUCAGUGAGGCGUGUGGACAAGCCAAGCAGCACCUGCUCACAUGGGGCACGCGCGAGUGUUUUAUGAAACCCAUUGAUGAGUUGCGACGGACAGGGACCCGGCUAAUUGUGGUAAUAGAAGCAGACAAAUACGAUAGCUGGACUGCCAAGGCCUACGCGACACUGUCUGCAGACUCCAUCCUCGCCAGAUUCGAGUCGAUGAACAGCCAGGGACAAGAAGCGAGUGAUUUGACCAUCCUGCAAUGUCAGGCAACUUCGCAGUCCAUCAAGGAAGUCUUGGUUUACAGCGUUGUCUCUGCACACUCAGCCAGCUCCUGUCUUACCUCGACCAAAGGGGCACUGGACAUGCAGACAUUGCCUUGGAUCAGAGAACAUGCGUUAACUAGGCUGACUGCUGAACGGACUAUUGUUAUUAUGAAUGACUUUAUUGAUGGGGCGACUAUCGAUACAUCCAUUCUUCUCUCUAAGGAGAGGUUGAAGUGA
Molecule: messenger RNA, 1413 nt
Organism: Talaromyces atroroseus
Lineage: Eukaryota; Fungi; Ascomycota; Eurotiomycetes; Eurotiales; Trichocomaceae
Exons: 1
Coding region: 1-1413 (470 amino acids)
Biological process (GO): lipid metabolic process
Molecular function (GO): phosphoric diester hydrolase activity
Source: RefSeq, a predicted model, not a curated record